AGAGAGGUUCCAGCAGCUCACCUGUCUGCUGUGCACACACAGAGACUCCUCCCUGAGUGCUGCUGCUGCUGCUGUGAUGGAGUCUCUGUAGCUGGCAGCCUGCGGGCGGUAGGACCCGGUGGUCAUCUGGAGGAGGCAGUGAGGGAGACACAUAGACAGAGAGAGGGAGGCUGCUGCUGCUGCUGGAGAAAGGAAGAGGAGGCAGGAGGAGGAUCACCCUGUGCAGGGGAGGAAGAGGCUGCAGCAGACGUGCACACACCAGGGGACAGCCAGCGCUGCUGCUGAUCCUCCUCAAGGAGGAUGAUCCAGGACUGACAGUGGGAAGAGACUGUACAGAGCUGAUCCCGCACCAGCAGCAUCCCAGGGUGUCCGCACCCUCUAACAAUCCUGCACCAGCACCCCAGGGUGUCAACAAGGUGACAGUACCUUCCAGCAAUCUAGCACCAGCACCCCAGUGCAAGGUUCCAGCAUAGAAGCAGCCAAGGGUGUCUGCAAGGUGACAGCACCAUCCAGCGCAGCACCCCAGGGUGUCAGCAAGGUGACAGCACCCUCCAGCCCAGCAGUCGGAUCCUCCCAUCCCUCCAUGCAAUCAAUGGGCUGAAUCUGCAGCAGCAACACUACAACCAGCAGCCCUAUCCUUCCCCUCUUCCUCCUCCUCCCCCCACCCUCUCCCCCUCUCUGUCUGCUCUCCUCUCCUAACCCCUCCUUCCUUCUUUCCUCUCCCUUCCCUCUCAUGCUCCCCUCGGUGAUGGUGAGGCUUCAGCUGGCUGCAAUCCACCACUAGGCCCAAGCCCCGGUGGCUCUCCUCCUCCUCCUCCAGGCACAGCUCCUAUAUACCUCUUGCAUCCAUAUAUAACAUACUUCAUACAUACUGCUGCUAUCGUUUUCAAAUCGGCGUCUCGGUGAGAGCCGUCAACCGUUUCCCGUUGCCGUAAUUAUGAAUGAAGUAGCGAUUGUAAAAGAAGGUUGGCUUCACAAACGAGGUGAGUACAUAAAGACUUGGCGACCCCGAUACUUUCUCCUCAAGACUGACGGUACAUUUAUUGGUUACAAGGAACGUCCGCAAGAUGUUGACCAGUUAGAAACCCCAUUGAACAAUUUCUCCGUAGCCAAAUGUCAACUGAUGAAGACAGAACGACCAAAACCAAACACAUUUAUCAUCCGAUGCCUCCAGUGGACCACAGUUAUAGAAAGAACGUUUCACGUGGAUUCUCCAGAGGAGAGGGAAGAAUGGAUAAAAGCCAUCCAGGCAGUAGCCGACAGCCUUAAAAAACAGGAGGAAGAAAUGAUGGAUUUUCGGUCUGGUUCCCCGAGUGAUAAUUCCGGUGCAGAGGAAAUGGAAGUCUCUCUGUCAAAACCAAAACACAAAGUAACAAUGAAUGAAUUUGAAUAUUUAAAGCUAUUGGGGAAAGGUACCUUUGGAAAAGUCAUUUUAGUCAAAGAGAAAGCAACAGGAAGAUAUUACGCUAUGAAAAUUUUAAAAAAAGAAGUAAUUGUUGCAAAGGAUGAAGUAGCCCACACAUUGACUGAAAAUCGUGUCUUACAGAAUUCUAGGCAUCCUUUCCUAACAGCAUUAAAAUAUUCCUUUCAGACUCACGAUCGCUUAUGUUUUGUUAUGGAAUAUGCAAAUGGAGGAGAGUUAUUCUUCCAUCUAUCAAGAGAACGUAUAUUUUCGGAAGAUCGAGCACGGUUUUAUGGUGCAGAAAUUGUCUCUGCGUUAGAUUAUCUCCACUCAGAGAAAAAUGUAGUUUACAGAGAUUUAAAGUUGGAAAAUCUUAUGCUGGACAAAGACGGACAUAUAAAAAUAACAGAUUUUGGCCUCUGCAAAGAAGGGAUAAAAGACGGUGCAACUAUGAAGACGUUUUGUGGUACCCCAGAAUACCUCGCACCUGAAGUACUAGAAGAUAAUGACUAUGGCCGGGCAGUGGACUGGUGGGGUCUGGGUGUAGUCAUGUACGAAAUGAUGUGCGGCCGGCUCCCCUUCUACAACCAGGACCACGAGAAACUCUUUGAACUUAUUCUAAUGGAGGAAAUUAGAUUCCCUCGCACUUUAUUACCUGAAGCAAAAUCUCUGCUCUCAGGUUUGUUAAAGAAAGACCCAAAACAAAGGCUAGGUGGCGGUCCCGAUGAUGCAAAAGAAAUCAUGCAACACAAAUUCUUUUCUGGAAUUGUAUGGCAAGAUGUAUAUGAGAAAAAGCUUGUUCCGCCUUUUAAGCCUCAAGUUACAUCAGAGACAGAUACGAGAUAUUUUGAUGAGGAAUUCACAGCGCAGAUGAUCACUAUAACACCGCCUGACCAAGAUGAAAAUCUGGAAUUUGUUGACAAUGAAAGAAGGCCGCACUUUCCCCAGUUUUCUUACUCUGCGAGCGGAAAUUCUUAGACGUCUCAACUUUUUUCUUUUUUUUUUUCCUUUUUCAUUGCAACACACAGACUUCAUAUUUUGGGCACUGAAUACAUCAGACUUUGUACAGGACUUUCUAUAGCCUAUGAAUUACAAACUGUAUGACUGAAAAGGAGUUAACGAAUGUCUGAGGGGAAGAAAAGAAGUCUGUAUGUAAAACCAGUUCUCUCAUUUCACAUUUGCAAAGAAAAAACAAAAACAAAAAAACAAUCCAUCCAUUAAAUUGUUUUUAUGUAUGUAUUUUUUAUAUAUAUAUAUAUAUAUAUACAUAUACAUACAUCCGUAUACAUUAUGUUGGACAAUGACACAGCCGAUGUUUUGAGAAUGUGCUCACACGCUGUCAACGGAACAAAGGAAGAAUAAGCAUUCCAUGAAUAAGGAAUCAAAAAUAAAACAAAAUAAAGUUACUCUUCUCGCUUCCCUGGUCA
This is a messenger RNA of Pseudophryne corroboree (corroboree frog), 2829 nucleotides long. RefSeq names its product RAC-alpha serine/threonine-protein kinase. The transcript is spliced from 14 exons. Gene Ontology annotation, cellular component: nucleus; cytoplasm. Gene Ontology annotation, molecular function: protein serine/threonine kinase activity; ATP binding. The record is from RefSeq and is a predicted model, not a curated record. Gene Ontology annotation, biological process: protein phosphorylation. Bases 938 to 2380 code for a protein of 480 amino acids. Lineage: Eukaryota; Metazoa; Chordata; Amphibia; Anura; Myobatrachidae.